UUCUUGACACUUUGGCCUUUUUUGAUACAGUUAGAAGCAGCGUCUUUAGCAUCGCAUCAUCGAUUGGAAGCAAAUGCUCUACUCAAGAGUGGGUGGUGGAAUCAAUCGCAGUUAGAUUCAUACAAUGUAUGUGAGUGGGAUGGUUUAGUUUGCAACGAUGCUGGAAGCAUAACUCGAAUCACUUAUCCGUACUUUAUUACAUCAGGGAUUCGAUUGGCAACACUGAACCUGUCAGCUUUCAAGAAUUUAGAAAGAUUAGACUUUCGAAGAAGUGGACUUGAAGGGACUAUCCCACCCCAAAUUGGUAAUCUCCCCAAACUCACUUAUCUCGAUAUGUCCUACAAUCAUCUUGAAGGUGAGAUUCCUCAUUCACUAGCAAAUCUUACCCAAUUAGAGACCCUAAUGAUAUCUAACAACUACUUCAAUGGCACCUUCCCUCUUUCACUCCUAAACCUUACCAAAUUGGAAUACCUUGACAUUUCCAACAAUCAACUCCAUGGUUCCCUCCCUUCUAAUUUACAUCAAUUAACAAAAUUGCGAGAGCUACUGUUAAAUGACAACUCCUUCAUUGGAACUUUGCCUUUUUCACUUACAAAUCUCUCCCAAUUGGCAUGCCUUGACAUUUCCAACAAUCAACUUCGUGGUUCCCUCCCUUCUACUUUUCAUCAAUUAACAAACAUGCGAGAGUUGCGGCUAGAUAAUAACUCAAUUAGUGGAAACUUAGAACCCUUGGCAGCUUUAAGCAAUCUUCCAAUUAUAAGCGUUAUCGAACUCAGUUUCAACCAAAUUACUGGUGAAAUACCUCCAAACCUUGCAUAUUUACCAAGAUUGAACAUUUCCUACAAUUAUUUGAAGGGUCCCAUUCCUGAUGGUCUCUCUCCUUAUGCUAUUCUAGGAAACAAGGAUCUAUGUAGUGACAAUUCCCUUUACCAAAUCCAACUUCAAAUACAACCUUGUCCAGCUCCAAAGAACAAAUUAAUGCAUCGUCUAGUCAUACUCCUUCCUAUCCUCACUUUUCUAAUUGUUGCCAUCUUCCUACUUUGCUAUCUAAAACUACGAACCAGUGCCAUCAAGAACAAACACGCAGCUACAUUGGCAACUAAGAAUGGGGAUUUGUUUUCGAUAUGGAAUUACGAUGGAAGCAUAGCAUACGAAGACAUCAUAAGAGUAACCCAAGACUUUGACAUUAAGUAUUGCAUUGGGACAGGUGCAUAUGGGAGUGUCUACAAGGCACAAUUACCCAGUGGUAACGUUGUCGCCUUGAAAAAACUUCACGGCUUUGAAGCAGAGGUGCCUGCUUUGGAUGAGAGUUUUAGAAACGAAGUGAGAGUGUUAUCAGAAAUAAAGCAUCGAAAUAUUGUGAAGCUUUAUGGAUUCUGCUUGCACAAAAGGAUCAUGUUUUUGAUCUAUCAGUAUAUGGAGAGAGGAAGCUUGUUUUCUGUCUUGUAUGAUGAUCAGGAAGCAGUGGAAUUGGAUUGGAGAAAGAGGAUUAAAAUUGUGAAAGGCAUUGCACAUGCUCUGUCAUAUCUUCAUCAUGACUGCACCCCUACAAUAGUGCAUAGAGACAUAUCGAGUAGCAAUAUCUUGCUUAACUCAGAGUGGGAGCCAAGUGUUUCUGACUUCGGCACAGCUCGACUCCUCAGCAAUGAUUCAUCCAACAGAACUAUCGUUGCUGGAACUAUUGGAUAUAUAGCUCCAGAGCUUGCCUAUUCAAUGGUUGUGAGUGAAAAGUGUGAUGUGUAUAGCUUUGGAGUAGUGGCACUUGAAACGUUGGUGGGAAGGCAUCCUAAGGAAAUAUUGUCUUCGCUUCAAUCAGCAUCGACUAAUGGCAUAACAUUACGUGAAGUAUUAGACCAACGCCUUUCACAGCCAACAAUGUCAGUUUCACUAGACAUAGUUCGUGUAGCCAUAGUGGCAUUUGCAUGCUUAAAUCCCGAUCCUUGCUCACGUCCAACAAUGAAAUGCGUCUCUCAAUGCUUUCUUACUCAGCUUACACCAUUAAACAUUCCUUUGCGUGAAAUUUCAUUGCAGCAGCUCAUGAGUCAAGUGUUCAGGCAUUAUUUAAAAUUGUGA
Molecule: messenger RNA, 2073 nt
Organism: Abrus precatorius (Indian licorice)
Lineage: Eukaryota; Viridiplantae; Streptophyta; Magnoliopsida; Fabales; Fabaceae
Product: MDIS1-interacting receptor like kinase 2-like
Exons: 3
Biological process (GO): protein phosphorylation
Molecular function (GO): ATP binding; protein kinase activity; protein binding
Source: RefSeq, a predicted model, not a curated record